Messenger RNA from Panicum hallii, 792 nucleotides. RefSeq names its product stellacyanin-like. The transcript is spliced from 2 exons. The record is from RefSeq and is a predicted model, not a curated record. Gene Ontology annotation, molecular function: electron transfer activity. The coding region runs from base 91 to 648 and encodes 185 amino acids. Lineage: Eukaryota; Viridiplantae; Streptophyta; Magnoliopsida; Poales; Poaceae. Gene Ontology annotation, cellular component: plasma membrane.
AUAUAUCUGAGCUUUUCGGCCACGCAUGGAUACCUUGGAUCCCAGCCGCUCCACUGGAAGCAUAUCUCCGGGUGCGCACCCCCGUCCUCCAUGGCCGGAGCUCGCGUUGCUCUGGCGCUGUGCGUCCUGCUGCUCGCCGACGGCGUGGCCCGGAGAGCCGAGGCGUCCUCGUACAACGUCGGGAACAGAGCCGGGUGGGAUCUCAGCGCGGACUUACCGUCGUGGGCCAACGGCAAAACCUUCUACGUCGGCGACGUUCUAGUGUUCCAGUACUCCAGGUACCACACCCUGGACGAGGUCGACGAGGCCGGGUUCAAGAACUGCAGCGCGGCGAGCGCGGUCCUGUCCCGGAGCGACGGCAACACGACGGUGCCGCUGACGGCGCCCGGCGACCGGUACUUCAUCUGUGGCAACCAGCUGCACUGCCUGGGCGGGAUGAAGCUGCACGUGCUCGUCAACCAGCCGGCGGGCGGAGCAGGAGAGGCCCCGGCGGGGGCCCCGCAGGCCCCGCCGCAGGCCGCCCUCGCGCCCGGCACCGACGACGACGCGGGCGUCCCCAGGCUCUUCUUCGGCGGGUCCCGCCGGACCACGGCGGGACCGCUGCUGGCGGCGUGGCUGCUCGUAGCUACGGCUCUGCUUAUAGUAUGAAGAAGAGGUGCCCGUUGAUUUUACGCGCUGUACAUUCGCAAGGGCGACACGCGCGACGCGAGUAGCGACUCAAGCACGAGUUCGUGAGCUCACCGAGUUUGUACUUGGCUUCUUUCUGUGCUAAAAAUAUGGCGGUUUGCGAAA